Molecule: messenger RNA, 3969 nt
Organism: Lucilia sericata (common green bottle fly)
Lineage: Eukaryota; Metazoa; Arthropoda; Insecta; Diptera; Calliphoridae
Exons: 2
Coding region: 1-3969 (1322 amino acids)
Biological process (GO): proteolysis
Molecular function (GO): aspartic-type endopeptidase activity
Source: RefSeq, a predicted model, not a curated record
AUGAAUCCUUCUCAAGAAAACGGCACAUCGGUCAAGCAUGAAAAAUUUCUAUUUGAUUGCGACCAUUUAAUCACAUUUUGCACUAAUUUCGGUAAAUCUGAUAUGGAAGAUCAGACAGACUCUGUAUUAGAAACAAAAUUGGAGGACCUUGAAAACAGAUGGAAAAAGUUACAAACAUCAUACGAGUCUCUAAUGAUAUCCCCAAGAUCCGAAAAUAGUCAAGACUUCAAAGAAAACGCAAAAGUUAACUUUAACGCAUGUUCAGAAACGUAUUACGCAUGUAGAUCACACAUAGUGGAUUUACUCAGACUAUCAAGAGCAUGUGAAGUUCAAACUUCAAUGCCCCGCACAAGUCUGUUACCCCAAGCCCUUCCCCUAGCUACAAGAUCAUCCUUCAUAAAGCUCCCUCCUUGUGAUAUAGACACAUUUACUGGUAGCUAUGAAGAAUGGCCAGCAUUUCGCGAUCUUUUCACCACGGCAUGCAUUGAGAAUAUUGAAAUUCCAAAAGCCCAAAAGUUAUUUUACUUAAGAUUAAAAACAAAAGGUUGCGCGGGGGCCAUUGUUAAACGAUACACUCUUUGUGAUGAAAAUUUUGAUCAUGCAUGGAAUGCACUAAAGGCACGAUUUGACAAUAAGCGAGUAUUAAUCGAUAACAAACUAAAAGUACUUUUCAAUAUCCCUGUCGCAACCUCGGAAAAUAGUGAGUCUAUACAGAAAAUUCAUUCCACAGUCACCGAUUGUUUAACUUCACUCAAGGCACUUAACGUGAAAGUGGAAGGAUGGGACCCUAUACUUAUAUAUUUAGUUUCAACAAAGUUGCCAGAUGAUACAUUAGCUCUCUGGGAACAAUCGUUUAAAACUCAGCGGGAAAUGCCAACUUGGGCCCAAAUGGAUGAGUUCCUCGUUAAUCGAUAUGAAGUUGUCGAAAGAAUAUCAUCCAUAAAAACCACGAAACAGCGAUUCAGCCUUCCUACUAUCUCUAAUCCCAAGAUACAGUCAUACUCUUCACAAGAAAAACUUGAAUACACGUGUAAACUCUGCAAUGGAGAUCAUAACUUAAGAGUUUGUGGAAAAUUUAGGAAAUACACAGUACAGCAGAGAAUAGAUUAUGUUUUCCAAAAUAAAAUAUGUAACAAUUGUCUCUCGUCAGGCCACACUAAAUCGAAAUGUAUCAGCCAGAAUACUUGUUUUAUUUGCAAAUCUAACUAUCAUACUCUACUUCAUUUACAAAAACCUCAAAAUUCAUCUAAAACCCCGCGAAGUAACGAAAAUAUUAAAGAAUCAAAAAUUUUACUGCAGAAAAGAAACGACUCUUCUAAGAAUCAGGAUGCUGAGCAAAGCGACAACGUCCCCUCAUCCUCCCCAAAUUGCCAAGUACAGGCCAAUUUCUCUUCUAAUAACGUCAAUAUAUUACUUCGCACAGCUUUGGUGCAAAUAGAACACUUCGGAGAACUAUUUACAGUCAGAGCACUAAUUGACCCAGGAUCUCAAAGAACAUUCUUAACAGAAAGAAUUAGAUCUCUACUUAAAUUACCUUAUCAAAAGGCUGAACUUGAAGUUGUUGGAAUAGGCGGUCAAGUGCAAUCUGCAAAUAAAGAAUGUGAAAUUACUUUAUUUGCUAAGCGGUGUAAUCUUAAAUUUACGGUAAAUGCAAUCAUUCUUCCUAAAGUCACAGAGAGAAUCCCAUCAAUUUCUUUUGAGCUUCCUAAUUCUUCCCAAAUCUCCAGUUUAGACUUAGCUGAUCCGAAUUUCAAUCAUUCUUCUCAAAUAGAUUUAAUCAUUGGUAAUGACUCAGAGCAUUUCAUCAAUAUUGGCGGUAUUAAAAAAAAUAUUUGCGGUCAGGCGUCGGCAUACAACACAAUAUUUGGCUGGGUUCUAAGUGGACCAAUUGAAGCUAAAACUAUACAUACAUUUACAACAACCGUAGCCCCUUCUGAAAAUGCUGAGCUAAAUAACACGUUACGAAAAUUUUGGGAGCAAGAGGAAAUACCAUCAAGACCCAUAAUUUCUGAGGAUGAUCAAUAUUGUGAAACAUUCUAUAAGAAAACAACAACAAGAGAUGCCAGCGGAAGAUAUGUUGUAAGAUUACCAUUAAAAAAGGAAUUUCCCAAUUCAAAAUUUCUCGGCGCAUCGCGAAUUCUAGCCCUAGUCCAAUAUUCUCGUAUAAACCAAUCUCUUGCGAAAACUCCAGAGCUAGCAAAAGAAUAUAAUAAUGUUCUAGAAGAAUACUUAUCCCUCAAUCACAUGGAACCCGUUUCCUAUCGGGAAAUUGUAUCAGACGGCAAAUACUUCUCUUUUUAUCUUCCUCAUCAUGCCGUAGUUCGCCCCGAACACAAAACAACCAAGGUAAGAGUUGUGUUUAAUGCUUCCCGUAGAACUAAAUCUGGCUUUUCACUCAAUGACGUUUUAUAUACUGGUCCUACGUUACAAUCUGAAUUGAUAACAGUAAUUCUCAAUUGGCGAAUUUACAAAUAUGUUUUCAGCGGUGAUAUACAAAAAAUGUACCGGCAAAUUUGGGUUCAUCCAGAUGAUAGAUCUCUUCAAAGAAUAAUUUAUCAAAAAAAUCUCAAUUCCCCAAUUAGAGAUUAUCAACUUAAAACUGUUACUUUCGGCGUAAACUGUGCACCAUUUCUGGCCAUUCGUACACUGCACCAACUUGCAGAGGAUUCUCAAGAAAUGUUUCCCAAAGCUGCCGAAAUUUUACGGACAGAGACAUAUGUAGAUGACAUAUUAUCUGGUGGGCAUACCAUUAAAGAAGCAAUUGAAUCACAGUCUCAGAUCUUGGAAACUCUGAAGUCCGCUGGGUUUAUCUUAAAGAAAAUAACCGCUAACGACACCCAGUUACUCAUUAACAUCUCAAGCGAAGACUUGUAUGAUUCGAAUUUAUUACGAUUUCAUGAAACUAGCGCUACAAAAACUUUAGGUAUAAAAUGGAAUGCGCUCACUGAUGAAUUUAGUUACUCAUUUUCUCCAAUAGCACAAUCAGCAAGAAUCACUAAGAGGAAAAUGUUAUCUGGAAUAGCGUCAAUUUUUGAUCCCGCAGGUUGGAUAGCUCCCAUAGUCGUAAGAGCAAAAAUGCUAAUGCAACAAUUAUGGUUAGAAGGCAAACAGUGGGAUGAAGAAGUCAGCUCUGAAAUCUUAGAUAAGUGGAAUAAACUACUUAUAGAUCUCUCUCAAGUGAACAAGUUAAGGAUACCAAGAUGGCUGCAAUAUAAUCCCAAGGACACUACCCAAAUUCAUGGUUUCGCAGAUGCAUCCAAAGGAGCGUAUUGCGCAGCAGUUUAUCUACGUUGUCAAAGUUUAUCUCAGGUUGUCUUCUCAAAUUUAAUAAUUGCGAAAAGCAAGGUAGCGCCUCUUCAACCAGUUUGUUUACCCAGAUUGGAACUCAAUGGUGCACUGUUAUUGUCAAAAUUGGUUAAAUAUGUAACCGAAUCUAUAAAAAUUCCUCAAUGUGAAAUAUUCCUGUGGACAGACUCAUCAAUCGUGAUUGGAUGGCUUUCUAAACCACCAUGGACAUGGGAAACUUAUGUCGCAAAUAGAACAGCUCAAAUUCAUAAUUCUCUACCCAAUGCAACCUGGGGUCAUGUUCGUACUCACGACAAUCCAGCAGAUCUCGGAACUCGCGGAUGUAAACCUCAGGAACUCUCAAAUAAUAAUUUAUGGUGGCAAGGACCGUCAUGGCUAUCAAAACCACAAACAGAGUGGCCAAAAAAGGCUCAGUUUGAAACUAAAAAACUCGAAGAAAAAGUCCAAUGCCUACAAACAUCGGUGCAACACACUGAUAUAUUAAAUAUAUUUUCAUCAUAUCACAAGGCUUUAAGAGUUUUAUCUUACGUAUUUCGAUUUUAUCAUAACAGUCGUUCAAAAUUUAGAUCACAGUUUACUCAGUCCCAGCCCAAAAUUCCCAUUAUCAUAGAGAAAUUAAAGAUAUAUCAAAUUCUCUAUCAAUCUCAAACAAAAGCUCAUUAA